AUGGCUAGUCAGGUCCAGCCGGUUCAUUACGAUCCAGCGACAAUCAAAGAGCUUACGCGAGAGCUUUUGGUAGCAGCAGGAAUUGGUGCAGCUAAAGGUGCGUUAAUUGGUGUUACGUCUGCGUUCUUGCUUCGUCGCUUUUCUACUGUGUACCGCAAUGUACGGACUCCAGUGCGUGUUUUCUACCACUCGGCCUGGAUCUCAAUGGGUGCAGUUUUCCAUGCAGACAAGCAGUUGAUUAAGUUCCAGAAUAAGUACUACGAACGAGAAAUUGCUCGCAGAUCCAGGAUCCUGGACGAGGCGGCCGAUCGAGGAAUUUUCCUGGAAGAAGAGUCUAUCGUCAGCAGCACGACUUAG
Messenger RNA from Lachancea mirantina, 357 nucleotides. The record is from the annotation of a GenBank genome assembly. NCBI's taxonomy places the organism in Eukaryota, Fungi, Ascomycota, Saccharomycetes, Saccharomycetales, Saccharomycetaceae.